CGAACUACCUUGGAAAGCGUAGUAGUCAUCCUUUCCCUCCCCAAAGCUCACGUGGCUCCCUAAUAAAAUUAUCCGGAUUAUUUUAUAACCGAGUCAUCAGAUUUAAAACUUCCCAGAUAAUGUUUUACCAGUACUAAAACAAAAGAAAGAUACGAAUUUGCCCAGCGUCAAUUUUGCAGAGACGCACACGACACCUCCAUUAAUACAUCGGUUAAGAUUAACACAUCUCAACAAAACUCCAUUGAAGACGAAAAUUUGAAAGAGCUAUAGAGGAGAGAGAAAAUCGUGUCUGCGAAAUCAUGAAGGGAAGAACGUCAAUUGAAGUCGGAGCUGAUGGUGUUGCUGUGAUCACCAUUAUUAAUCCUCCAGUCAAUUCUUUGUCUUUGGAUGUGUUGCAAAGCUUGAAAGAGAACUUUGACGAGGCAUUAAGAAGAAAUGAUGUCAAGGCAAUUGUAGUUACAGGUGCCAAGGGGAAGUUUUCUGGUGGUUUUGAUAUCACUGCUUUCGGUGGAAUCCAAGAAGGAAAGACUGCAUCACCAGAGCGAGGUUUUGUAGCAGUGGAGGUUCUCACUGACACUGUCGAAGCUGCAAGAAAGCCUUCAGUUGCUGCUAUUGACGGCUUAGCCUUAGGUGGAGGUUUAGAGGUUGCAAUGGCUUGUCAUGCACGGAUAUCCACCUCUAAUUCACAGUUGGGCUUGCCUGAGCUUCAGCUUGGAAUCAUUCCUGGAUUCGGAGGAACCCAGCGUCUUCCACGGCUAGUUGGACUCUCAAAAGCUCUUGAAAUGAUGCUGACUUCUAAGGCAGUCAAAGGUUCAGAAGCCCACGACUUAGGACUUGUGGAUGCAAUAGUUCCAGCAAAUGAACUGCUGAAUGCUGCUCGUUGCUGGGCCCUUGAAAUUUUUGAGCGUAGAAAGCCAUGGAUUUCAAGUCUUCAUAAGACAGAAAAGCUGGAGUCACUUGGAGAGGCAAGAGAAAUACUGAAAUUUGCUAGGGCACAGGCCCGAAAGCAAGCUCCAAACCUCAAGCACCCUCUGGUUUGCAUAGAUGUUAUUGAAGAAGGCAUAGCUUGUGGACCUCGUGCUGGCCUGUGGAAGGAGGCUGAUGCUUUUGAAGAACUUCUGCGUUCAGACACUUGCAAGAGCUUGGUCCACAUCUUUUUUGCUCAACGAGGAACAUCAAAGGUCCCUGGUGUGACUGACUUGGGUUUUUCACCAAGACGGAUAAGAAAGGUUGCUGUUAUUGGAGGAGGUCUGAUGGGUUCUGGAAUAGCUACUGCAUUGAUUCUUAGUAGCUAUCCUGUUGUUUUAAAAGAAGUGAACUUGAAGUUUUUAGAAGCGGGUAUCGGCAGAGUGAAAGCCAAUUUACAAAGCCGGGUGAAGAAAGGAAAAAUGACUGAGGAGAAGUUUGAAAAAACCAUGUCCCUUAUUCAAGGAUCCAUUGACUAUGACAGCUUUAGAGAUGUGGAUAUUGUCAUAGAGGCCGUCAUCGAGAAUGUUUCUUUGAAGCAACAAAUUUUUGCAGAUCUAGAGAAGUAUUGUCCUACGCAUUGCAUACUUGCAAGUAACACCUCCACGAUUGAUCUUAACCUUAUUGGUGAGAAGACUCGGUCCCAAGAUCGAAUUGUUGGAGCUCAUUUCUUCAGUCCUGCUCAUAUUAUGCCCCUUUUGGAGAUUGUCCGAACUCAAAAGACUUCACCCCAAGUAAUCUUGGACGUGCUAGAUCUUGGUAAAAAGAUAAAGAAGACACCAGUUAUUGUUGGAAAUUGUACGGGGUUUGCUGUCAAUAGGAUGUUCUUCCCUUAUACACAAGCAGCUAUGCUACUUGUUGAGCAUGGUACAGAUUUAUAUAAGAUUGACAGAGCAAUUACAAAGUUUGGAAUGCCAAUGGGUCCAUUUAGAUUGAUUGACCUUGUUGGGUUUGGAGUAGGCAUUGCAACUGCCAUGCAGUACAUUGAGCAUUUCCCCGAGAGGACUUAUCAAUCUAUGAUUAUCCCUCUUAUGCAAGAAGAUAAAAGAGCAGGUGAAUCGACUCGCAAAGGGUUCUAUUUGUACGAUGAUAGACGCAAGGCUAGCCCAGAUCCUGAAUUAAAGAAAUAUAUUGAGAAAGCAAGGGAAAUUUCUGGGAUUAGUGUUGAUCCUAAGGUAGCAAACUUAUCUGAGAAGGACAUAAUAGAGAUGAUCUUUUUCCCUGUGGUCAAUGAAGCUUGCCGAGUCCUGGCGGAGGGAAUUGCAGUAAAAGCAUCAGAUUUGGAUAUUGCUGGUGUUAUGGGAAUGGGAUUUCCCCCAUACAGGGGUGGAAUCUUGUUCUGGGCCGACAUGCUGGGAUCAAAAUAUAUUUAUUCAAGGCUGGAAAAAUGGUCAAAACAACAUGGAGGGUUCUUUAAGCCUUGUGCCUACAUGGCUGAGAAGGCUGCAAAAGGGGCUCUACUGAGUUCUGGACCAACAGGACAAGCUAAAUCGCGGCUGUAAGGGAGAACAAAAUUGGACAGGGCUGAUACAAUUCUCUCUUUUUUUUCCACCAAGCAUUUAUCAUCCAUACGUAAUCAACCUUUGGGAGGUUCUCAGCAAAUAAGAAUUAGCUCGCAGUGCUUUCUAAUAAAGAUUGCUAGGGCUAAAAGGGUUUCCACAUUGCAACUGUGUUAUGCUGUUAUUUAUUUCAAGAACUUUAAUACGAAGUAUUUUAGGUAGCUAUUUAUAUUGUAAGCUUUUUUAACGAUGUAUUUCAAAGAUUAGUAGUUCAAAUAGAAGAUAUGAAGUUUGGUAUGAGAAAAA
Spinacia oleracea (spinach) is the source of this 2771-nucleotide messenger RNA. Its product is annotated as peroxisomal fatty acid beta-oxidation multifunctional protein MFP2. Bases 300 to 2468 code for a protein of 722 amino acids. The transcript is spliced from 18 exons. Gene Ontology annotation, biological process: fatty acid beta-oxidation. NCBI's taxonomy places the organism in Eukaryota, Viridiplantae, Streptophyta, Magnoliopsida, Caryophyllales, Amaranthaceae. Gene Ontology annotation, molecular function: (3S)-3-hydroxyacyl-CoA dehydrogenase (NAD+) activity; NAD+ binding. Gene Ontology annotation, cellular component: peroxisome. The record is from RefSeq and is a predicted model, not a curated record.